Molecule: messenger RNA, 1613 nt
Organism: Musa acuminata subsp. malaccensis (wild Malaysian banana)
Lineage: Eukaryota; Viridiplantae; Streptophyta; Magnoliopsida; Zingiberales; Musaceae
Product: protein TIFY 6b
Biological process (GO): response to wounding; regulation of jasmonic acid mediated signaling pathway; regulation of defense response
Cellular component (GO): nucleus
Source: RefSeq, a predicted model, not a curated record
CCUCCCAUUCACGGGAAGAAAGAAAUUUUCAGCAGGAUUCGGUAGCUCCUCGAAGAGAAGAAGAAGGAAUAGGUUUCUUUCCGAAUCAGAUCGAGCGAUGGAGAGGGAUUUCUUGGGAAUUCACGGGAGGGAUUCGGGGAACCGCCAAGAUGCAGCUCUCUUUGGAGGUUCAGCGGUUCAGUGGCCCUUCUCAAACGUCUCCACCAUGCAGCCAUUCGUGUUCUACAAGGCCGCUCAGGAGGAGAAGGCUAGGAACUAUUUCUUCGAUAAGCACUCGUCUUCUUCGAGGUUUCAUCCUCUGCCAAGCAUGGCUGUCUUUGAACCCAGUCAGAAAGCUUCCCAUGCUGUAGCAUCUCAGAAAAGCUUUGGUCUCGGAAGACAAAGCAUCAACCAGCAUCCCAUGCAUGGAUACCAGCCUCAGAGCACUGGUUCUUCCCUUGAUGCUACUACAUGUCACAUGAUUCCUGUCAACAUGGGCGGUCCUUUCUUCAAGGUUCAGGCUGCCCAUAGCGGUCCCAAUAUAGCAGUCACCUCACUCGAGCAGCUUCCUACUGGAGGUGGGACUGCAGUUAACAGCCCUAUCGGUGGCCCUGCUGGUGGAGCCUUUGCUCCAAGGAAUAUGCCCAAGCCCAGUCAUAUGACUGCUCAGUUAACUAUCUUCUAUGGGGGUUGCGUGAAUGUGUAUGAUGAUGUUCCAUUGGAUAAGGCUCGAGCAAUUAUGUUAUUGGCGAGUAAGGGAUCUAAUGUAAGUUCAAAUGCUAUCAAUCCGAGAUCUGAAGCACCCCUACCGGCUGCAGCCCCUGUGCCAGCCAAAGUGUUAGGAUCUAAUGGUAUUAGUACGAAGCAGACCUUGAUUCCUACCCCGAUUUACGUGGUAGCACCUUGCUCGGGGCUUUCAAGCCCGAUAUCGGUUGCAUCGCAUGCAAGGGCCGCUGCAGGGGGUGGUUCUAGCAACACCGAUGAUGCACCGAGGCCUAAAGCCGUCGUUGCUCCACUGGUUCCUACAGGGCUCCACGACACCUCCAAAGCUCCAACUACUGCUUUAGGCUCAAGAACUGCAACGAAUAACACGCCGAGAGAUUGCGGACCCAUCUUUGCAGCUGUACCUCAAGCUCGGAAGGCAUCACUGGCUCGAUUCCUAGAAAAGCGCAAGGAAAGGAUGACCAACGCCUUGCCCUAUCCUUCUUCUUGUUCCAACAUGACCCAAGACAAGGGAGGCAGAGGAUUCGAGAGCUGCAACUCGCCGAGCAAAUCUUCGUCAGCUGAGAUCAGUCUUUCGACCUACCGAGAGGACUCGUGGUUUCUGGCACACCCAAAGAGCAGCAUAGGUAGCAUGGAGUCCUUAGGGACCAAGUUAACCAUAUGAUUCGGUGUCGUCUCUUCUGAAGGGAGGAAAAGAGAAAAAGCCUGUAAUGUGAGAUUCAAUUGUUUGCUCUACUCAUUGGGGGAGUGUCAUAAUAUAUCAUCAGAUGGGAGAAGGUAUCGUAGUCGUGUCUUCUGCAGCAGAGAGGUCUGUAGAAAUUGUAAUUGGAGCUGUUCAGUCAUUAACAAGAGGGAUGACUGAAUUAUUCCCCUAAACUUCUACAGUAUAAUAAGAUUAUUUUAGUAUCCGA